AUGUUUCCCAAUCUCGACACUGCCAAAGGCCCCGAGGCCAAGGUCUCGCUGAGGUCGAUGAGGAUGCAGAGCAGUAGACACGAGUUCGAGAGACAUUCCCUGCCCGCCAUGGAUGUGGUCGCGGCCAGACGAUGUGGAGAGAGACUAUACUCUACGGAGGAAUUUCUGUCAUGGGUAGAGCUCGUAGUUUGCAGUGGCCAGGCCAUGACCACUGGACGCUUCUCAACUCGAGGCCGGGGACGGUCCAGGAGGAUUGAUGCGCCACCAUCGGGGACCUCUCCAACCCCGGCGAGCCUGUUGAAUCGCGCUUCUCACUGCCUCGGAACCCGUCUGUCGGAAGCCGUGUGGCCCUGCGCGGCCAACCCUCCUUCAUCCACAAGGCAAACAUUUGGUAUGAAGGAGCGCUGUACAUGGCAACUGUCGGAACUUUGGUCCGGUAUCUCUGGUCUGCUUCUCUCCAUAUGGACCGAGCCCAUCUUCCUUUCGACCUUCUGCUACACUCUCAAUCCCGUUGCUUGCUCCCCAAACUCCUUGAUAAAUGGGUCCCUGAUGCUCUGUCUCGAAACCAACCCGUGCUCCCCGUCGGGUGGUCAACAUUCACAGCCUAAACGGGCCAAUUCACUGGACAAUUGGUCCAUGGACCAUCCCGGGGAAAGCGGGGAGCGCAGUUGA
This is a messenger RNA of Penicillium oxalicum, 672 nucleotides long. RefSeq lists its product as uncharacterized. The record is from RefSeq and is a predicted model, not a curated record. The transcript has a single exon. Lineage: Eukaryota; Fungi; Ascomycota; Eurotiomycetes; Eurotiales; Aspergillaceae. The coding region runs from base 1 to 672 and encodes 223 amino acids.